CAUACUACCAGAGACACAACCAGAGAUAGAACCAGAGAUAGAACCACAGAUAGAACCAGAGAUAGAACCACAGAUAGAACCAGAGCAACAGAAGAAGAAGAGGCAGAGAGCCGCCCGGUGACCAUUAUUUACUCCAGCUGAGGAAGAGGAAGAUGGGAGGAAGAGUAGAGCUGCUGGAGAUCUGCUGUCUGCUGCUGCUGAGCGGAAACACUCACUGCAGAGACUCCCAGCAGACUGAACACAUCUCCUCCUAUCAGCUGACUGUUCCUCGACCAAUAGGAGGCCGGCUGAGGAGGGACGCUGACGGCACGCCGCCCAAUCAGGUCUCGUAUGUGAUCAGUGUGGAAGGACGAGAUCACGUCGUUCAUCUGCAGAGAAACCAGCUACUGCUUCCUGCUGAUUUCACCGUGUUUACGUACAGAGAGAACGGAUCAGUGCUGAGCUCCACACCUGCUGUACAGCGUCACUGUCAGUAUCAGGGAUUCAUUCAGGACAUGAAGGGUUCCUCUGCUGCUAUGAGCAUCUGUAACGGCCUCAGAGGAGUGUUGCACCUCUCUGAUGACAGUUACGGUAUCGAGCCGUUAGACUCCUCCCCCGACCAGCACCUGGUCUACCGCCUGCAGGAUGUGACAUCACAGCCUCGGGGGUGUGGCACGCCGCACACUGAGCACGCUCACAACAACGGCACCGAGCAUGCUCAGUACGACGCGGAGGAGAUCCACCACAGACAGCACAGCAGGAUGAAGAGAGCCGUCCUUCACAAGACUCACUAUGUGGAGCUGCUGCUGGUAGUGGACUAUGAGAGGUAUAAUUAUAUGAACAAGAAUGCGACAGCAGUGAGAGAGGAGAUGGUUCAACUGGCGAACUACAUCGACAGCAUCUACAUGCAGCUGAAUGUGAGGGUGGUCCUGGUGGGUCUGGAGAUCUGGACUCAGCAGAACCUGAUCAGCACCGAAGGAUCAGCAGGAGAAGUUCUGAGUCGCUUCACUCAGUGGAGAGAAAAGGAGCUGGUGACCCGACGCCGCCAUGACUCAGCACAACUCAUCCUGAAGAAGAGUUUCGGGGUGACAGCAGGAAUGGCCUUCGUCUCCACCGUCUGCUCCAGGAGUCACGGAGGCGGGAUCAACGCGUUCACGAAUAACAACCUUCCCUCCUUCGCCUCCAUCGUGGCUCACGAGCUCGGUCACAACCUCGGGAUGAACCAUGACGACGGACGCACCUGCACCUGCCCCGUCGCCGCCUGCAUCAUGAACUCUGGAGCCACAGGAUCCAAGAACUUCAGCAGCUGCAGCGCGGAGGACUUUGAGAAGAUGAUCCUGCUGACGGGGGGGACGUGUCUGCUGAACGUGCCGCGGCCUGACGAGGCCUACAGCGCCCCCUACUGUGGGAACCGGCUGGUGGACGUAGGAGAGGACUGCGACUGUGGAUCCCAGAAGGAGUGUGAGGAGGACCCCUGCUGUGAGUAUCAGACCUGUAAACUGAAGUCUGGAGCUCAGUGUGCGUUUGGAGUCUGCUGCUCCAGAAACUGUCAGUUCCUUCCUGGGGGGUCGGUGUGCCGGUCCAGCACAGACGAGUGUGAUCUACCUGAGUACUGUAACGGCUCCUCGUCCCUCUGCCAGAGCGACGUCUUCGUCCAGAACGGUCAGGCCUGCCGGCAGCAGAAAGCGUUCUGUUAUAACGGGAAGUGUCAACACGCUGAUGGACAGUGUCAGGACAUCUUUGGUCUCAAGGCGAAGGCUGCUCCUGAACUCUGUUUUAAGGAUGUGAACAGUAAAGGAGAUCGCUUCGGAAACUGUGGCUAUCAUAACUUCGGCUACAGGAAGUGUGAGAGCAGAAACGCUCUGUGUGGGAAGCUGCAGUGCUCCAACGUUCAGGCGAAGACGAUCUUCGGCAUCGAGCCGUCGAUCAUCAGCACGCCGAUCGCUGGAGGGAAAUGUUACGGAGUCGACUUCAUGCUGGGGUCAGAUGUUCCUGAUCCUGGGAUGGUCAACGAGGGGACCAAGUGUGGAGACCAGAAGGUGUGUCUGAACUUUGAGUGUCGCAGCGCCGACAUCCUGAACUACGACUGUGAUGUGGAGAAGAAGUGUAACGGCCACGGGGUGUGUAACAGUAAUAAGAACUGUCACUGUGAGGACGGCUGGGAGCCUCCACACUGUCAGGUCAAAGGUCGCGGAGGCAGCGUGGACAGCGGACCCACCUGGAACGAUAAGGACACGUCUCUGCGGGACGGGCUGCUCGUCUUCUUCUUCCUCGUCCUUCCUCUCCUCGCUGUCGGAGCGUUCGUCUUCCUGCGAAGGAACGAGCUGCUGAGACGCCUCGGGGUGAACCGCAGGAAACGCUCCCAGGGAUACCAAGCUGACGGAGCAGCUUCAUCCAAUCCCAGCAGAGCUCCGCCUCCCAGAGCACAGCCGCCUGUUACCCGCGGCAACGCCAGCAACAUCGUCCGAGACGGGCACAACGCUCAACUACUGCAACCAGAGGAGGUGGUGCAGACCAGCAGGACAUCUUCCUCCUUCAUUGCGAGGCCUCCUCCUCCUCCGAAACCUAAACCGUCUCCUGUGUCUCAGCCUCUGGUGCCUCAGAGACCCGCACCCCCCCCACCUGUCUAAGAGCAGGGUGGCCCCGCCCACCACACCUGAUUGACACUCCCCCCCCCUUCAACCCCCCCCCCCCACUCAGAGCUGGUUACCUAGCAACAGCCAAGAUGGCAGACUGCCGGUCCUGAAACCAGAACACAUACCGGACCCAGCCGGACCGGACUGGAUCCACCAGAACCAACAGGAAGUGAAGCAUCACUGCUGUCAGUCAGCUGACUCACAUCAGGUCACAUGACCCCUCUCUGUCAACAAACCAGCCAAUCACAAUCCUCCUUCAGGCACUGUGACGUCAUCAACACGACCGACAGAACGCGUCGUGUCAUCAACCUGCGUCACUGAACUGCUGUCACUCAUUUAGCAUGCGGGCUAACGGCUAACUAGCAUUAGCAGGCUAAAGGCUAACUAGCAUUAGCAGGCUAAAGGCUAAUGCACAGGUAAAGGGGCGUGUCUCUUUAUCAAACACCUGCUCUCUGAUUGGCUGGUUUGAAGACACAGAGUUCACACUUUGUUUAUUUCUUUCUUUGUCUCUGAAUGAAGCACAGAUAGCAUCUGAUAGCAUCUGUUAGCAUCUGAUAGCGUCAGAUAGCAUCUGAUAGCGUCUGAUAGCAUCUGAUAGCACGUUCUUUCUGCUCAGCACUGUCAUAGGAAUGUAACGU
This is a messenger RNA of Scomber japonicus (chub mackerel), 3253 nucleotides long. RefSeq names its product ADAM metallopeptidase domain 9 (gene adam9a). The record is from RefSeq and is a predicted model, not a curated record. Gene Ontology annotation, cellular component: plasma membrane. The transcript is spliced from 24 exons. Gene Ontology annotation, biological process: proteolysis. Gene Ontology annotation, molecular function: metalloendopeptidase activity. NCBI's taxonomy places the organism in Eukaryota, Metazoa, Chordata, Actinopteri, Scombriformes, Scombridae. Bases 153 to 2609 code for a protein of 818 amino acids.